AUGCAAAACAAACAAAUUAUAUACACCAACCCCCCCUCGGCAGGGAUAAACCCCUCCCUUAACGGCGGCACAUUCAGUCUGCAGACCGUCUCCCUCGCCGACAAAGACCACCUCCCCGCCGACAAGAUCCUCGUACGCGUGCACUACCUCUCUCUCGACCCAGCCAUGCGUCAAUGGCUAACAGCCAAACGGUCGUACAUUGCGCCCGUGGAACGCGGGGCCGUCAUGCGCGGACAAAGCAUCGCCAGAGUCAUCUCCGUGGGCAGCCAACUCACCGACUCCCCCUUUCAACCAGGGGACUGGGUACUCGCCUACUCUGGUUGGCAGGAAUACGCUCUUCUCUCGAGCACGGAAAUACAGCAAAUCGCCUUCCCGCCCGGUGGAGGAACACCCACGGACGCCCUCUCGGUACUUGGCAUGACCGGCUUGACGGCGUACUUUGGUUUACUGGAUGUCGGGAACCCUCGGCCAACUGAUACGGUGGUCAUCUCCGGUGCAGCAGGGGCAACGGGGAUGGUGGCAGGGCAGAUCGCUAAGAAAGUGCGUGGUGCGAAGCGCGUGGUCGGGUUGGCGGGCAGUCAAGCCAAGUGCGACAUGCUGGUGAAGGAGCUGGGUUUCGACGCCGCGAUCAACUAUAAAGAUGCGGAUUGGAGGGAGCAGCUCAAAAAGGCCACGCCGGAGUACAUCGAUGUGUUUUUCGAUAAUACUGGCGGCGACAUUCUCGAUGCCUGUCUGGCCAGAGCGGCGCGGAAUGCCCGUUUCGUCAUCUGCGGUGCUAUCUCCCAGUACAAUGCUACGAAACCGCAGGGACCGGCCAGCUUCAUGACUGUGAUUUCCCAACGCAUCACGAUGAAAGGUUUCAUCGUCUUCGACUACGCGAAACAGUACGGAGCCGCUUUACAGGAUCUUUCUACCUGGCUAGCGCAGGGUUUGAUCAAACGCAAGGAAACCAUCGUCCCUGGCGGACUAGAGGCCGCGCCGCAGGCUCUGGUAGAUCUCUACGCGGGCGCUAAUACGGGCAAGAUGAUGGUCGAGGUGGCUCCUGUCAAGCCGGCAGCCAGGCUGUAG
This is a messenger RNA of Penicilliopsis zonata CBS 506.65, 1068 nucleotides long. RefSeq lists its product as hypothetical. The record is from RefSeq and is a predicted model, not a curated record. Lineage: Eukaryota; Fungi; Ascomycota; Eurotiomycetes; Eurotiales; Aspergillaceae. Bases 1 to 1068 code for a protein of 355 amino acids. Gene Ontology annotation, molecular function: oxidoreductase activity, acting on the CH-CH group of donors, NAD or NADP as acceptor. The transcript has 2 exons.